Messenger RNA from Miniopterus natalensis, 1620 nucleotides. The record is from RefSeq and is a predicted model, not a curated record. Lineage: Eukaryota; Metazoa; Chordata; Mammalia; Chiroptera; Miniopteridae.
AUGGAGAAAUUUUACUCUAUCUGGAAGCACACGUUCUGGUGUGGAAACGGGGAUGACUUUCGCUAUAAAAUCACCCAGGGAAGCCAAAAGUUCACAUCGUUCUCCAACCCCAAGACACCUGCGCACCUGAAGCCGCUCACGGUGGUGCUGCGGCCGGCCGGCCUCGGGAAGACCACGCUGGCCAAGAAGUGGAUGCUGGACUGGACACAGGGCAACGCCCCCGGGACACCCGCCAGCGCGAUCCUGGCCCAGGGGCGGAAGGUCCUGUUUGUCGUGGACGGUUUCGAUGAGCUGAGGGUCCCCUCGGGGUCACUCAUCCGUGACACCUGCGGGGACUGGAGGAGGAGAAGCCGUGCCGUCCUGCUGGGCAGCUUGCUGAAGAGAAAGCUGCUGCCCAAGGCCACGCUGCGUCCUUUUCUGUCCCUCCCUCCUAGGUCCCGGCCCGACCACCAGGCUCUUCGCCUCUGGGUGCACCUCUGCUCCGUGUUGAGCUCGAAGGAGAGGCUGAGCUCGCUGGACGUGAGCCAGAGCUCCCUGAGCCGCUCCUCCGUGCGGAUCCUCUGUGAGCAGAUAACCCCAGUCGCCUGUCGCCUCCAGAAGGUGGUGUAAAAACGUCCCCCCGCGGAAGCCUAUGGGGACUUCUGCCUGGCGCUCGGCAAGGGGACCCUGACGCACCUGGCCCUGGGGCGCCACGCCCGGGCGGGGGCGCUGCUGCGCGAGGCCCUGAAGCUCAGGGGGUGCAACCUGCGGCAUCUCAGGCUGGGGGCUUGUUCUGACCUCGCUCAGCAGUGGGAUGAUAUCUCCUUGGCCCUCGAAGUCAACCAGUCCCUGCAAUCCCUGGACCUCACGGCCAGCGAGCUCGGGGACCAGGGCGCCAAGCUGCUGGGCACGAGUCUGAGGCACCCGAAGUGCCUCCUGCAGCGGCUGGUGUUGGAAAACUGUCGCCUCACACAAGCCUGCUGCCAGGAGCUCUCGUCCGCUUUGAUGGUCAACCCUCGGCUGACGCACCUGAGCCUGGCCAAGAACGACCUUGGGGACGGUGGGGUGAGGCUUCUGUGCGAGGGCCUGAGCUACCCCGAGAGUCGGCUGCAGACCUUGGCGCCGAGUCAGUGCCACAUAGCCCGACUCGGCUGCAAGCACAUCUCCGCCCUUCUCCAGGGAGACUCCAGCCUGACGCACCUGGGCCUGGGCCUCAACCCCAUCGCCACGGGGCUGUGCUUCCUCUGUGAGGCGCCGAAGAGGCCCAGCUGCAACCUCAGGUGCCUGGGCCAGUGGAAAGAAUACCCGCAGGCUCCGGGGCUGCUCAUCUCGGCCUUCUGCUGCCAGGAGCUCGCGUCCGCUCUCGCCCGCAACCAGAGGCUGGAGGCGCUGGACCUGGGCCAGAACGCGCUGGGCCAGCGAGGGGUCGCCUUGCUCUUCAAGGCUCUGAAACGAAGCCCCUGCCCCUUGAAGACGCUCAGGCUGAGGACAGANUUUGAAGACGCUCAGGCUGAGGACAGACGAAUCCAGCGCCAGACCCAGCAGCUGCUGAAGGAAGUGAGAGACAGCAGCCCCAAGCUGACCAUCGGCUGUCAGGGUGUCCGCGCGACCAGGCCGUCCUACUGCGACUUCCUGUCCUGA